Molecule: messenger RNA, 2498 nt
Organism: Sorghum bicolor (sorghum)
Lineage: Eukaryota; Viridiplantae; Streptophyta; Magnoliopsida; Poales; Poaceae
Exons: 5
Coding region: 505-2406 (633 amino acids)
Biological process (GO): asymmetric cell division
Source: RefSeq, a predicted model, not a curated record
GUCGUGGUCCUUUACUCCUGUGCUUGGUGGUUUGGCUCCUCCUCGGGAUGUUCUUCCUGCCUGCACCCCCCUCCAGACCAAACCCCAAACCCAAGCACCCAAAUCCGACCCCCAAAUGCCAUGGUCUGAUGGAUGCUCCCCUCCUGCUCUAGCCCCACCUUGCGCCGCCUCGCUUCCUCCCUUCGCGACGCCGGCAUUUCGUGGCCGGCGGCGGCGCCUUAUCCACCUCUGCCCUUCUUGUGGGUGAGAUAAACAGCGGGGUUGUUUUUCUUUACCGCUGUUUCUGAAGGUUUCGGGGCCAGCUCAGCCGGAUCCCGGCUCCAAGAACGCCGGCGCCGGCCCCGGCCCCGCCGCUCCCUGGACCUGGUGGAGCGGAGGGGAGGGGAGAUCCAUCCGGAGGUGGAGGUUCCAUUUCUUGUUUUCCUGAUUUCCCAAGCUACUGCGGACAUGAAGAUGCUUCUGUGGUGCUGUUGAAGAAUUAGUGCCAGUCUCAGAUUUCUCCCGAUGGAUAAGCACAACAACCCCAAAAAUGGGGAAGUGGGGAACAAUGUGUUUCGCAGGAUGAUUCUUAAUCAGAUUGCUGGGGACUUAGGUCUGGAUGAGGAGAAUGUGCCUUGCAAUACCCCGAGAAACUCUGUUCACUCUGCAUUUCGAGGCUCAUCAGGUGGCAGGGCAGUUGCUUCUACUAGUGGCAGCCACAACACUGAUUCGGUGAGCCCAGGCGAGUAUGUGGGGGAUCCUGGAUCCCUACUGAGUUUACAACCGUGGAUUUUUAGAAGAAACGGCUCACAGAACCAUGGGGAACGUGUGCUUGCGAGUGGCAAAGGCAAGAAUCCGGUCGAUGUCCUUCGAGAGGGUCAAGCUGUCGAAAUCUCUCCAAGGAGCCCUGGUCUUGGUUCUGGGCCUGGAAGAGGUUCUGGAGCUCUUAGGAGCAGAAGAUCUCGUAGGAAUUUGAUGAAACCACUUGUGCCAAUGGACAACUCCUACAUUCCACAGCUUUACAGUGAGAACUUUGAAAUUGAAGAAUGCACGUUUGCUCCAGCUCCCUCCCCAGCUUCUGUUAGGCCAUUCAUUGUGACAGAUGGUAGAAGGAUAAUUAGUAAAUCACGCUAUGAGCCAGUACCUCUGCCCUUUAAUAUUGGAUUAGACAAGGAAGAAUGCACCUCAUUGAUGCCAGGAAGUCUGAUUGGAAUUGCUCCUCUACCUGAGCUGAAGAAACUCAAACAUGAGUCUAGAAAUUCAUACGGUGCAAGGCUUGGUCUGUCUGGUUCUCAGCAAAGUAGCAAAUCACAUGAACAAGCAGGUUUACGUGAUCGACUCCUCCUAUUCUCUGUUGGGGUGAGCAUUGGUAUUCUGUCGUCUUCUCUGUCAAACAAGAAGGAAUUUGAUACGUUGAAGGGCACACUGAAACAAAUGGAGAACUUAGUUCAGGAUUUACAAGAUGAACUGGAGAUGAAAGAGGGUUUAACUGUGAAAGAAUUGCCUAAUGAAACUUCUAGCGAACAUGAUGUAGAUGAUAAUAUCAAACUACACGUAGUUGAUCCAGAGCCAAUGAGCAAAAUCGAAGCUGAGCUUGAAGCUGAGCUUGCAAGACUGGAACUUAAUAUCACUUCAAAACGUUUGCAAGAAGAAACAUCUGACUUUAAUGAGGUUGACGAGGAGUUCAUUGGUGACAUUGUUUGUGGGGAACUGAAAGCUGAUAUGAUCCCUCGUGACCACACAGAUUACAGCAGUGAAUGUGACCAUGGCAGGGACAGCAGGGAAAGUUCCCCUGAUUACACAUGUGGAGCAAACUAUCCUGUCUCACCUAGAGAUCUCAGCAUUCGUCUCCACAAGGUGAUCCAACGACGGCUUGAAGACCGGAUCAAGGAGCUUGAGUUAGCAAUUGUCCACAGACAGAAGCAGACGCAAGUGCAGAUGAUGGUGACUGAUCAAAUAUUCUCUGAACGAAUACGCUCAAACAGUGAGUCAAGUUCUUCAGGCCAGGGAAGUCCCAUUUUCAUACAAGAAACUAGCUCCUUGGCAGAACCAUAUUGUCUAAACCUAUCUGGAGAUGCACUUGAAGCUUAUGACGAAGCUUAUGAAGAAUUCAUGAGAAUUGCUGACUCCCCAUGCACCACAAGUACAAACGGGAAGCCACAGGCAACUGAAGAUUACUUAGUAGACCGUGGUUUAAUCUGGGGAAUGGAGGACAGCUCUAGGAAGCUGAAAGAAGUGCCCACUUGGGAGAGAGCUCUAAAGAGUGAAGAUCCUAGCAGAGAUCAAGAAAGUGAUAGAGAUGAGUCAGGUGACGACGAUGACGACGACGACUGUAAAGUGCUGAUUCAGCAGAUUGUAGAGAGAACUAAACAAGGUUCACCUGUACUCGUUAACGCUCAAAAACUUCUGUUUUCUGUGGAUCAAUAGGCCACUGCACUGUACACCAUUGAUUUUUGAGAUAUAGUGUGUAGUGUUGAAUUAUUAGAGAAAAUGAAAAUAUUAAUUGUUUUGAGGUUUCU